Molecule: messenger RNA, 1341 nt
Organism: Lichtheimia ornata
Lineage: Eukaryota; Fungi; Mucoromycota; Mucoromycetes; Mucorales; Lichtheimiaceae
Exons: 12
Coding region: 1-1341 (446 amino acids)
Biological process (GO): protein farnesylation
Cellular component (GO): protein farnesyltransferase complex
Molecular function (GO): protein farnesyltransferase activity
Source: RefSeq, a predicted model, not a curated record
AUGGGUAUUCUCGACGGCACGACACCUUUGGCACAACUGCGAUAUCGCGACGACACAUUACCAACUGACACAUCGAUUGCACAGAAAAGGACGGAGGAGUCAGUGUUGGAAUGCUACGCGACCUAUGCACCUCACAACAUUCGACGCAAACCGUUGGAAAGCGUGCGCUUGGAACGGGAAAAUCAUAUCCCUUAUCUCAAACGAGGAUUGAACCACCUCAGCCGGUGGAUGGUCGUUCUUGAUGCCAGCAAACCUUGGCUAGUCUACUGGAUCUUACAUUCACUUGAGUUACUCGAAGCGGAUAUCACACCCGAUAUUGUGGAAAGGGGAAUUGCGUCCAUUCGUUCAUGGCAACACCCUGAAGGAGGUUUCAGUGGAGGUCCAAAUCAGCUUGCUCACCUUGCCACAACCUAUGCUGCUGUGAAUGCACUUGCCAUCCUUGGUACCAAUGAAGCCUACGAUGUGAUUGAUAGAGAAUCACUUUAUGCAUUCCUUCUUCGUAUGAAACAACCGGAUGGCUCCUUUACAAUGCACACUGGUGGCGAAACUGAUAUCCGCGGCUCCUAUUGUGCAUUGUCGGUGGCAGCUAUGACGAAUCUUCUUACUCCUGAGCUGACAAAAGGCUGUGCAGACUUUAUCAAGAGGUCACAAACAUACGAAGGUGGAAUUGGACCUUACCCAGGCAAAGAAGCUCAUAAUGGAUAUACCUUUUGUGGUCUCGCUGCAAUGGAAAUCCUUGGAGAGACACAUGUCCUGAACGUGGAUAAGCUUAUUAAAUGGUGUGUAUCACGACAAAUGGAGCUUGAAGGUGGUUUUCAAGGACGUACAAACAAGUUGGUCGAUGGAUGCUAUUCAUUUUGGGGCGCAGGUGACUUUCCAAUUCUUCAUGCUGAAGUCAACAGGCGGAAAACCCAACCUGGAAGCGACUACUUGCUUGAUAGAGACGCUUUACAAGAAUACAUUCUUAUUUGCUGCCAGUCCGAAUAUGGUGGAUUGAUUGACAAGCCUGGAAAGGGUGCUGAUUAUUACCAUACAUGCUAUUGUCUCUCUGGGUUAUCAACGGUUCAGCAUAUGGUCACCAUCGACAAUGAAAAGGCAGCAUUGAUUCGAGAGAGAGGCGUUGACUCUUCAAAGGGUGGUAUUGGUUCCUUGAUGUGGAAAUGCAACAACGAUCUUACCGUGUUUGGUGAUGUCGAAAAUUUACUGGCACCGACACACCCUAUACACAACAUCAGUGUGGCGAAAGCAAGAGCAAUCAUACGUUAUUUUUAUCGUGAUGAGCUGGCUGGCAUCGAAGACUUGCUACCCAUAGACGAGCCUCCCCAUGAGGACGAAGCAUAA